Chara braunii is the source of this 989-nucleotide messenger RNA. The record is from the annotation of a GenBank genome assembly. NCBI's taxonomy places the organism in Eukaryota, Viridiplantae, Streptophyta, Charophyceae, Charales, Characeae.
AUACACUGAUGGCGACAAUGUCACUGUGAUGUUACAUUGCCAGUGCGGCGAUAAUGAUGGUGGUGAUGAUGGUUCUCUCCGUAAUUGGUGCGACGGCAAAGGGGAUGAAGAAGACGGUGGGGAACACUAUGAAUCACCGAAGGUUGAGCAUACGAGAAGAAGAUGAGGAGUCUUGGGUAUGGUGGUGAUGAUGGGGAUAUGCUUUCUGGUUGCCUCUCUCUCUCGUUCACCGCGGAGCACUGUUGCGUCAGGUUUGAGUACUCGAAAUUUGCUGACAGUACGCCUAACCCUCGUCCCCAUUUUAUUAUUACCCUCGUACUGAACCCUGACCACAGCACACUUCUCUGUCUGUCUGUUAAGCUUGUUAGAAGACAAUCUGACGGGUUUGAACGAGGAAGAGGGACGGGGAUGUUUGUUCUUUUCAAAUUUGCCCCCAGUGGUUUCUGCCAGUGGUGGUGAUGAUUGUUAGAAAGUGGCAGAAACGACAGGAAGCUGGUCAGAAUGAGGUGAGGAGGAGAAAAGGGGAAAUCUGCUGCUGCUUGCGGUACUUGUGUUUUCCCGUUUGCUCGUAGUUGUGUUGGUUGGUGUUACUUCUUUUCCGUUGUUAUGUUUUCCUUGCCUCUGCUUCUCGUUACCUGGUUGUCUUUUUUUGUGCUGGCUCCUCCUGCAUAGUACUCGCUGUGAUGUCAUGGAAAGCAGAUGGGACUGACUGGGUUUCAAUGCAGCCAGCCAGGCGGUGACAUAAUACAAAGCAGCAGCCCAUCAUGAGUCGUUCAAGCAGGACGAUUUACGUCGGCAAUCUUCCAGGAGACAUCAAGGAGCGCGAAAUAGAAGAUCUGUUCUACAAGUACGGUCGCAUCAUCGACAUUGAUCUCAAGCUCCCGCCGCGGCCACCUGGAUACGCAUUCAUCGAGUUUGAGGAUGCCCGUGAUGCCGAAGAUGCCAUCAGGGGACGUGAUGGAUAUAACUUCGAUGGCAACCGACUGCGG